GGUCAAAUCUUAUGUUGAAUUUUUUUGUCUAUCAACGCACAGAAAGGCAUGUUUAUUAAGUUUUGUAUAAUGAUGAAACGUAAAGUGAUUAAGAAUUCCGAGGAAAUCGGGUCGAUCGUAAACGAUUAAGACGUGAGCUUGGACACAGCGAGUAUUCGGCCAGCCAUUUCAUAAGACCUUCGGAUACGUUUAUUCUCGUUAGUGUCGGGUUAACAAACUGGUGCGACAUCAAUUCGACAUUUCCGUUUCCAUUAAGUCGCUAAAUAUCAUCGACGAGCCCGUAUGAUAUCUCAGGACAAACGUUUCGUUAAUCGACACGAAACAAAACCGAACGUUGUUAACUCGCUUCUACUGGCACGAGAGCGCAUUCCGAUCUUCUGAGUGUUAUAUGCGCAAUUUUCGUUCGUCUAGCCUUAUUACGUUUUCAUCGCAGAAACGUUUUGAAAAGCGGGUUACACGUUCUUCGUUUUUUGGCCCAUCCGACAACAACCGGCAGAAACUGUGAAAAUAAGCCUGCGCUCAUGUUUCGUGAAUUCAUCGCUUUGUGACGUUGUUUAUUGUAUGUGUUGUUUUUAUCGAAUCUAUAUUAGUAACAGUUCCUAACGUGUUCUAUUUGUGUAUAGUAGCAGUCUUGUUUGAUUCGUUAAAUUUUGCAAUUUUCACCGUUUGGAGAAAACUAUUUUGUUCGUGUAAAUGGGAAAAUAUAAUUUCCUGUUUUGCAUUUGUAACGAAUGCACGAGAGGCACACGAUGGUUCAAUGUUGAUUUCAAAGAUCGUAGUUAUGUUCGUUUAAACAUGGUACUGUUCAAGUACGAUUUUUCAUACGAUACUAUUACAAAUUGAAAUGUUAGCUGUAUAAAGAUUUCUCACAUUUGUGGAACCGGUGUAAUAAUCUUUCGUUACUUUCGAUAUUUUAGACUGAAACAAGCAUACGUGGUGUGGAUUCUAUAGUAUAUACUGGCAGAAAGUAUAUUUUUCAUAAAAACAGGACUGUUAGACCAUGGUUUGUAGAGCUGGUCAAACAUGUCUGAUUCAGUUCGAUCUGUUAUUUGGAUCUCAAGACAAGACUUUGACUCCUGACAGAUAUCCCCUACGCGAGUCCACUCGUGGUAAAGAUCUUUAUGAUUAUAUCAAAGAACAUUGUCACAUACAAGCAGACAGGUUUAAAUUGUUUCUAUCAUCAGCUGGAAGACUGAUUGAUUUAUCUGGUAUGAAAGAUAAAACUAUGUUAGAAGUUGGCGUGGAUUUUUCCUUUGAUCGAGAUUCAACGGAACACAAGCACACGCUCUUAGUCACGGAUCCUAAAGUUACUUGCAAAGCAAUCAUUAUCAAGCAGAGGAUGAUGCGCUCUUUGUCUACGUGUAAUUCAGUGCAAACAUCCGCAAAUCUUUCAUCGAUAUGCGAAGAGGAUAAAAAUGUUGAUGUUAAAAGUAUUUUUAAAUCUGAAACAUGUUACGUGGGUUUAGUAAAUCAGGCAAUGACAUGUUACUUAAAUAGUUUACUUCAAGCACUAUAUAUGACACCUGAAUUUCGAAAUGCAUUGUACAACUGGGAAUAUGUAAAUGGAUCGGAAACAGAUGAAGCUAAUAGUAUUCCAUAUCAAUUGCAAAAGUUAUUCUUAAAUUUGCAGACGUCAACAAAAUCAGCUGUGGAGACUACAGCAUUAACAAAAAGUUUUGGUUGGGAUUCUACGGAAGCUUGGCAGCAACAUGAUAUUCAAGAACUUUGUAGAGUUAUGUUCGAUGCGUUAGAACAGAAAUUUAAAAAUACAGAGCAAGCUGAUUUAAUCAAUAGGCUUUACGAAGGAAUGAUGACCGAUUACGUUAAAUGUCUCGAGUGCGAGACUGAGAAAUCUAGAGAGGACGCUUUCCUUGAUAUCCCAUUACCGGUUAGACCAUUUGGUAGCGAUGUGGCAUAUAACAGCGUGGAAGAAGCCUUAAGAGCAUUUGUUCAAUACGAAACUUUGGACGGAAGUAAUCAGUAUUAUUGUGAAAAAUGUAAUAAAAAAUGCAAUGCGCAUAAAGGAUUAAAAUUCACAAAGUUUCCAUAUCUUUUAACACUUCAUCUUAAACGAUUUGAUUUCGACUUUAAAACUUUCCACAGAGUUAAACUUAAUGAUAAGGUUACUUUUCCGGAUAUAUUAAAUUUAAAUCCGUUCAUAUCAUCCACGAGAAAUCAAGAAUCUCCGAGUAGCGAUGAAAAUAUUGAUUUAGUGAAAUGUGAGGAUGGCUCAACAACAGAUAACGGUACUUUAGACGAUGAUUAUACUCCCUGUGAAAACAGUCUUCCCAAUAGUAAUCAUUCGAGGAAUCAUGAUCAUGAUGACGAUGAUGAAGAUAUAUAUAUAAGUAAUUGUCCGUCAACGUCAAAUUGCACUGUGCAUAAUCAUGAAAACGAGAAAAAUCAUAGUAGUAACGAGGCAAAGGGUCCUUAUAAUUAUGAACUGUUUUCGAUUAUGAUUCACAGUGGUAGUGCCAGUGGUGGUCAUUACUACGCUUAUAUAAAAGACUUCAGGACACAGGAAUGGCUGUCUUUUAAUGAUCAAAGUGUAACUCAGAUAACUCACGAUGAUAUACAAAAAACGUAUGGUGGUGGCCCAACAAGGCCAUACUACAGUGGAGCAUAUAGUAGCACCAAUGCGUACAUGCUCAUGUAUAGACAAAUUGAUCCUGCUCGUAAUGCUUUACCUAUGCAAGUGCCGGAUUUUCCUAAACAUAUACAGGAACUAUUGACAAAGAUGAAAGAGAACGAGGAUAACGAUAGAAAGAGUCGUGAGAAAGAACCGUUUCAAUUACCGAAAGAUAUGUUCAUAUGCUCUAAUAAAGAACCGCUGUUUGCGAAAGAAGUACUUUAUGGUUUUGAAACAAUGCGAGUGCCUAUAGAAUUUCACUCACGCUCGUCUAAAUUUACCGUAAAAAUAUACUCUAAGAAACAGCGUAGUAUGGACAGUAAGAUGGAGUCCCAUAAAAUUUCCUUUUACAACAAUGCAAGGUUGGCGGAUGCCACGGAACAGUGUUAUCGAUACUUCCAUUUAAAGGGGGUAGUUAGAUUAAACCGGUGUCGUUUAGUUCACUACGAUGCCAUCAAAGAUAAAAUACUGCGUAGUUUCGAAGGUAGAGAAGUUGAAAAAUUUCAUAGUCUCUCGAAAGGUGGGAGGUAUACCUUCUUAUUCGAAAUACGGGAGGAGGACGAAGAGUUUCAACAAUAUCAAGAAACUGGUUUUACUACAAAAGUAUACAUAGUCGAUGUAAAUAGAAAAUCGCUCAUAGAAGGUCCGAUAGAUGUACCGGGAUUGCAUUCGCAAACCGUGAAAGAAUACAAACAAGUGGUAGGGAAAAUGGUCAAUAUGGAUCUUAGCGAUAUGAAAUUAGUGUUACAACAUGACUAUAUAGACACGCAUUUUGAACCGGAGGACGAAGUUGAGCUUGGGCCCGCAGGAUUCGUUCCUUUGAUCAACGUAUAUAUAUCGAAUGUACCCGUUGACGAACUUCAAGCUUUCCAUUUCUCGGCGUUAUACGAAAUAAUAGAGAAUCACAAAAAUAUUAUAACGCUGCGCGUGGAAUUACCUGAAACAAGUAAAGAAAUUUUUGAAGAGUUGAACAUACCGAGGUUAGAUGAGAGAUGUAAGGAUAAAGAUAAACCAAUUGCCGAUAGUCCAUCCAAAGUGAACGUUAACGAUACGAAUUGCGAAGUUGGUCCCAAAUGCAACGACGUCCCAAAAAGCGAAAAGAGUAACGAGGAUACGCCUGUAAGAAACGCGAGCCCACAAUUAGGAGAGAGCGAGGAAUGGAAUACUCCCGAACAAAGUAAUAGCGAAGAUAGCAGUCUUAGCGACAGCGAUAAAACUUUGGUCGGAGAUGCUCCUGAAGAUGAUGAUUUACAAGUACCGUAUCUUCCAUUAAAAAUGAACAAUCGUGACAUUGACAUGCUCAAUCAGAUUAGACUCGAGAACUGGAUCAACGUUGACGAGGAUAAGGAAUAUUAUUUCAAUGCUACACCUUGUACGGACGCCGAUCAAAAAUAUUUGAAAGUAACAUUUGACAAAAGAAUGAUGAUGAGCACAUUCAAGAAAUGUUUGGAGCCAUACGUUGGCGUGCCAGCGGAAUAUUUUAAACUUUUCUACUAUGCUAACGAACAUUAUGGACGCGAAUGGCGUGGCUUGAAAAAGACUCUUCUAUGUUGCGAGAAUGAACAGAAGUUUUGUAUAAAGCUCGGACCUUCUUUGCACAACGACGAUUUUACAGUAAUGGUGUAUCAGUUUCUUAUCAAGUGGCGUGUGCUUUACAAAUUUUUGGGCGACUGGACCUUGACGAAGGAUAUGACUGUCGGGCAGGCGAAAAGGGAAAUCCUGUCGGAUAUUAAGAAAAAACACGACAUAGAUAUACCGUAUGAUAGAUGUCGAUUAAGAGAAAAGCGUUUAUCGUUAGCGUCCACGGUAUAUUUAGACGAUGAGAAACUCGAGAAAUACCGAUUUCAUUCGCAAUCGGAAAUAAUCCUACAAGAGUUACCUGAUAAAGAGCCAGUUACCAAUAGCGAUCAAGUUGUGCUAUUCGUCAGAAGAUGGUCCCCUGCAAACGCGCAACUUGGACCGCUAGAGGAAAUUGUUAUGGAUGGAAAUUCUCUAAACGAAAUGAAGAAAAAAUUAUCUACGAUAUCAGAUAUUCCUGAGGAAUACAUAGAGGUAGCAAGGACGAAAAGCUAUUUUCCAAGUAACGUGUCUAUCGGUCGAAUUGAAAAUGAACAAGGGUGGAUCGGAAACGUUCUAGAUAGCGAAUUCGAUUCCAAUGAUGGUUCGAUGUUUUUAUAUAGGGAUAACAGAGAAGAACGAGGAAAUUUGAACACGGACUCGUUAAAUGACGACUCGAAUUAUGUACUAAAUCGUGUAUUGCGUAAUUCGCGUCGCACGCGAAAAGAGAAGGCGCUCAGAAUACAUCUGAGCACCGAAUGAUCGUCCAUUGAACAUACAACUUCUAAGAAACAACUGUUAAGUAGACAUGUGUGGGAACAUGAAACGGUUGCGUACAAAACAAUUACACCGUGUCAGGUAUGUGUAAAGUCAAGUAUUCACCAAUCGCCAAAUACUCUGUGCUUCAGUAAAUCUUUAACAUUUGAAAGUUUUCGCGCGUCUAAAGUCAUUUGGCUUUUCGAGUCGAACGGAUUCGUGAAAUUCAUUGGUUUUGUGAAACAUUACGCGUUACCGAGAGACUUCAGAACGCGAUUGACGUGUCUCGUCGCGAAAUUCUUUGAAACCGUUAGGAUCGUAAAACUCCCGAUAACCUACGAAUUGCUGAGUUAUUUUUCCAUCUAUCGAAUUCUAUUUAAGAGGACAAAUGCUAACGGGGGUAACGAAUGCGCUGAUAAACGGUAAACAAAGAGAAUACGGGACAGGAACAUUGAAUUGUUUGGUGAUAAUCCGAAUUUAAACUAUGAACUUCUAACGAUUUACGUGUGUGUAACUGAUAACAUUUGGAGUUCCUGCGUCUACAUUUUCACAAAUGUCCUUGGUAGCUUUCGUAACCCUAGGAACUUUGAUGCCUCCGCACAUCCGUAUCGAAACAUUUCAGACAACUGUCUUGUUUGAAAAGUUAGAUGUUUCUAAUGUCCGAACGCAGCACAGAGUAUAACUAUUUGUUGAAGGACAUUUAUCUGACACAACAAUAGUUAACCCUUUUAAUGCCAGUAUAGGUUAAAUUGCAGUCUUACAACAUAAUUCUCAAUCAUAAGCUUCAAAUUUAUUUAAUCUGACAGUAGUAGCACUUGUAAUUAGAUGUGUUAUAAAUUUCGACACUUUUUUUUUUUUUUAUUUCGAAUAUGGUACAUUGCUCUCUUUACCGUUUCAAACAUAUUAAUUAAACACUCCAUAUUGAAUUGUUUACCGAUAACUAAGAAUAUCUGCAUGGAUAGUAAGGUUGCAAAAAUAUAACAUGUGUUUGCUUAAAGUCUGACUUAGCGCCACUACUAUCAAAUUAAAUAGAGAUUCUUCCAUAUGGUCUGUUAAGAUCCAUUCUGGCCAGGCAUGUAUCCUGCAGUCUGUUUUAAUUUAUUUAAUUAUAUAUGUUUAUCAUUCAUUAUGUUGUCGGUACAAAAGAAUCUGUACCGCUUGGAAAACCAAAAAGUACAUUUAGCCACGGCAUUGUUGUUUCCUACAAAUCGAAUAUUCAAUACUACGAAAAAAGAUUCUCCAAGGAAGUCCACCAAAUUUACAUUUGUAUGAUAGAUCGAUUGCUUGUAAAUAAUAAAACUUGUGAAUUGAAUGCCAAUAUUUUUCUUUGUAUCAAUAUCACCAUACUUCUUAAACAGAAUAUAAAGCUAUGUUUUGUAUGUUAUAUUGUACAAUAAUGCACUUGAUACAUGUAGGAUACCAUCCUUUUGCAUUUAUCAACAGUUUAGCUUGGCACUUUUUGCUAAUUCCACUGUUAGAAAUUUUGGUGCUGAAAGGGUUAAAAUACGAAAUUGUUGUUAAUCCUUGUCAUUAUUAGAACGUUUUGAUAAAAGCUCUCUAUAAAUUGUUUAUUAUUUCGCAGCAAUCGUUUCACGUUCGGAACGAUUGCUUUGGGUUAUAGUCAACAAUGGAUAGAAAUGUAAAAAAUUCAUUGAAGUAAAAGAAAUUUAUGAGAUAUGUAUUACCUUUAAAAACAAUAUCAGUUGUUGUAUGGCGAUUUACAUUGUUCUCACAAUUUUUAUUAUAGCUGUAAUUUAUAUUUAUUGUAUAUUUGUUAUAUGAAUGCCUAGUUCGGAUUGUUCAUGAUCGAUCAACAAUCUAUUAAAGUCAUGACAAUCUAAAUGUUUAUAUUCAAACAAAAAAUAAAACGAGUCACACCUUUGGUACAGUGAAUCUCU
Molecule: messenger RNA, 6840 nt
Organism: Hylaeus anthracinus
Lineage: Eukaryota; Metazoa; Arthropoda; Insecta; Hymenoptera; Colletidae
Gene: Usp47
Product: ubiquitin carboxyl-terminal hydrolase 47
Exons: 17
Coding region: 1001-4948 (1315 amino acids)
Biological process (GO): protein deubiquitination
Cellular component (GO): cytosol; nucleus
Molecular function (GO): cysteine-type deubiquitinase activity; cysteine-type endopeptidase activity
Source: RefSeq, a predicted model, not a curated record